AUGAGCACACCUCGGGACAAGGUACAUGCUGUUACCACGGCCUCCGCCGCCCCCCGUCGCCGCCAUGCCUUCAUGGCCUGCGAUGCCUGCCGCAACCAGAAACUGCGCUGCGAAGGCGGCUCACCCUGCAACCGCUGCGCACGACUCCAGCGACCGUGUGUCUAUCGUACCAGCGCGAGGCGCCGGCUCCCCAGACCUGAAUCAUGGUCUGCUCCAGCAGGUCGGCCUGCAAACACAGGAACUUGUCUGCAGAUUGGCUUCACGUACCUCACUACCCCAGUUGAUCCUUCCGAUAAGUUAAUACGAUGCAUCCUGCGGCGCGUGCAGGUCUCGCAGAGAAAUAGUGGUCUUCACCACGUGGUGUUUGGCCCGACAUCCAAUGUAUCGUUUCUGCGAUAUCUGCUGAUGGUGAUGCUGUGGGGCGAUGUGAUGGUGGAGGAGGAGGACGAGGUUCUGAAUCCCCCGCGAGACCAUGCGCUAGUCGUGGACGGAGACGAUAGCGUCGAUUUCUUUCAUUACCGGCCGUUGCUGGAAUCGCUGUGGUCGUCGGAUAUAUGGUCGGAAUUGGCGGUAUCGCCGCCCACCGCGCUGGGGAGUAUUCAGUUAGACAUCCUGGACAGUUUCCUCGUGGUGUACACGGCUACGGCGUAUACACAGCUGCCCGUGCAGCCGACGGCUUCAUUCUACACCUGGCUGCGGGACGCCAGCCAGGUACCGAUGGGGAAUUACGUCCAGUACUAUUUACACCGGGAAUAUACGGAAGACGCAUAUGCUCUGCUCGGAACCAUGGCCUCCCAGAUUCACACUGCUGGCCUGCUAUUGAACUGCGCAGAUGACGUUGAGCAAAAGCUGUUACUAGGGUUCUAUUCCAUCCAGAGCUAUACCUGCAUGGUCCUGGGACGACCGGCUAUUCUUCUGCUCGAUGCGGUUCAAGUCCCGGAGUUCCAGAGUCUAUCCGCGCUGGAUACGAUGCGCACUGUCAGUCUCAUUUUCACGCAAAUCCAACACCUGCACAGUAUGCGAGAUCUCACGGUAGACACAUUCUGGGCCGGAGCGGCGGGGGUUCGCCAACUCCUUGAAGAGUUUCGGAACGGAAUUCUGCCUGAACCACCCAAGCCAAUUGUCGAUGAUGACAAGGAAGAUAAUGGCAGGAUUGGACAUCCACUCGAAGUCUGUCAGUGA
Molecule: messenger RNA, 1182 nt
Organism: Penicillium cataractarum
Lineage: Eukaryota; Fungi; Ascomycota; Eurotiomycetes; Eurotiales; Aspergillaceae
Product: Zn(II)2Cys6 transcription factor domain-containing protein
Exons: 3
Coding region: 1-1182 (393 amino acids)
Biological process (GO): regulation of DNA-templated transcription
Cellular component (GO): nucleus
Molecular function (GO): transcription cis-regulatory region binding; DNA-binding transcription factor activity, RNA polymerase II-specific; zinc ion binding
Source: RefSeq, a predicted model, not a curated record